Messenger RNA from Equus quagga, 3457 nucleotides. RefSeq names its product cholinergic receptor nicotinic beta 3 subunit (gene CHRNB3). Gene Ontology annotation, molecular function: transmembrane signaling receptor activity; acetylcholine-gated monoatomic cation-selective channel activity. NCBI's taxonomy places the organism in Eukaryota, Metazoa, Chordata, Mammalia, Perissodactyla, Equidae. The record is from RefSeq and is a predicted model, not a curated record. Gene Ontology annotation, biological process: chemical synaptic transmission; nervous system process; monoatomic ion transmembrane transport. The transcript has 7 exons. Gene Ontology annotation, cellular component: synapse; postsynaptic membrane; neuron projection. Bases 861 to 2261 code for a protein of 466 amino acids.
ACCUGCUGACUACUGACCUGCUGUGCCAGCUCAGCACCUCGUGACAGUAGUAAAAGAGACAUUCCUGUCACAUGUGAUCUAGGCUCUUUGUUCUAAGAUGGUAUGUAACCUCUCUGUCCACCCCACUUCUUGGGUGUGCUUCAUUCCUUGGAGAAGAAAGGCCCCCAGGCCAUAGGCCUCAGCUCUGGUUCAUAAUAAACUCACCCCAAAUUUUGAUUUAUAGAUUGAUUACGAAUUAUUUGCAUCCAUACAGGGGAGGGUGAAAGCGCACACUGGCUCAGAGCAGGAUGAUUUUUUGGGAUAAGAAUUUGUAUUUUCUUCUUUGUAUGGUUUUUUCCCCUCCAUUUUCCAAGAAAGGAGCUAGCCUCCUUAAGUUUAUAGAGACCAAAAGCAGAAGCUGCUUAAAGACGUCUCUCCCUGCUUGUUCAACGUCUGCCUUCAGGGAAAGUCAAAACUCACUGACGAGAUUAUUUGAGGUCUGCAGAGUGGUGGAGACGAGAUCUCCAACCGUAAGAAAAAUACCACAGAACAUUCGGAAGUUGUCUAGCUUCAUCCUUUCUCUGUUGCUCUGCAUCUCUUUGCAAGAGAGUAAAUUAAUAAGUCAGGAGUUAGGACCCAGAGAUAUUUCUUGGACUUACACGAUCUGACAGCUGACUGGAAAUCAAUGAAGUGUACUUGAAGCAGCACCGCACUCGGGCGAGAUGGUCUGAGACGGUUUUCUCCCACUUCAGGUGCCUACGUUCCCCUUGCCUUCUACUUCGGACUUUGAAACACUGCAUAUUCUUUUCAAAGCCCCCCUUUCCAAUGGAAAGACUCCGUUGUUAGAAGAAGGAAGAAACCGUCUCUCUAAAACUGACAUCAUGACGCUGGCAGACUUCAUCCUGGUGCUCAUUGUCCUUGGUGCCACCCCCCCAGGUUCCUCCAUGAUGGUUAAAGCCACUGCGGGAUUCAGUUCAAUAGCUGAAAAUGAAGAUGCCCUCCUCAGAGAUUUAUUCCAAGGUUAUCAGAAAUGGGUUCGCCCUGUAUUAAAUGCUAAUGACACCAUAAAAGUAUACUUUGGAUUGAAAAUAUCUCAGCUCGUAGAUGUGGAUGAAAAGAAUCAGCUGAUGACAACAAAUGUGUGGCUCAAGCAGGAAUGGACAGACUACAAAUUACGCUGGAAUCCUGAUGAAUAUGGGGGAAUUCAUUCAAUUAAAGUCCCAUCAGAAUCUCUCUGGCUUCCUGACAUAGUUCUCUUUGAAAAUGCUGACGGCCGUUUCGAAGGCUCCCUCAUGACCAAAGUCAUAGUAAAAUCUAACGGAACCGUCAUUUGGACCCCUCCCGCCAGCUAUAAAAGUUCCUGCACCAUGGACGUCACGUUUUUCCCGUUUGACCGGCAGAACUGCUCCAUGAAGUUUGGAUCCUGGACUUACGAUGGUACCAUGGUUGACCUCAUUUUGAUGGAUGGGAAUGUUGACAGAGAAGACUUCUUUGAUAAUGGAGAGUGGGAAAUCCUAAGUGCAAAGGGGGUGAAGGGCAGCAGAAGAGACGGUGUGUAUUCGUACCCAUUUGUCACGUGCUCCUUCGUCCUGCGGCGCCUGCCUCUGUUUUACACACUCUUCCUUAUCAUCCCCUGCCUGGGGCUGUCUUUUCUGACAGUUCUCGUGUUCUACUUACCUUCCGAUGAAGGAGAAAAACUUUCCUUGUCAACGUCCGUUUUGGUUUCCCUGACAGUUUUCCUCCUGGUCAUUGAGGAAAUAAUUCCCUCCUCCUCCAAGAUCAUUCCUCUCAUUGGCGAGUACCUGCUGUUCAUCAUGAUUUUCGUCACUCUGUCAAUCAUUGUUACCGUGUUUGUCAUUAACGUUCACCACAGAUCUUCCUCAACCUACCAUCCCAUGGCCCCCUGGGUUAAGAGGCUGUUUCUGCAAAAACUUCCUAAAUUACUUUGCAUGAAGGACCACGUGGAUCGCUACUCUUUUCCAGAUAAAGAUGAGAGUAAACCAGCAGGGAAAGGUAAAGUCUUCGAAAAAAAGAAACAAAAACACAUGAGUGAUGAAGAAAAAGUCCUGGUUGCUUUCCUGGAAAAGGCUGCUGAUUCCAUUAGAUACAUUUCAAGGCAUGUAAAGAAAGAGCAUUUUAUCAGCCAGGUGGUACAAGACUGGAAAUUCGUAGCUCAAGUUCUCGACCGAAUCUUCCUGUGGCUCUUUCUGAUUGUGUCCGUUACAGGCUCGGUUCUGAUUUUCACCCCUGCGUUGAAGAUGUGGCUGCACAGUUACCACUAGGAACCAGUCUCCAGACCAAUCUAAAGUAUUACCAUAAACAUGAAAGUGCACCUUACAACUGGCAUCCAGCUGGCAUGUAUGCACAGCAUCCACACGCACGCGCUCCUUCACAGCGUCCUGAUGGUGUUGUCCUUAGAGAGACAGCUUCGUGACGUUCAUUUGCCGCAGCCGAUUCCUGGUCGCCAUCACAGUGGCACGCAAGCAGGACCUGCUCAGGCCUCUGCCGUGGCUCCCCACACGUGCAGGGAGGAGUCAGCCGAGGUCCAGGCCCGAGGCUACCGGCCAGGACACACUAGAAAUUGUUGCUGGUUGGUGAACCAAUGCCCUCAGAAUCUGGAAAGAGGCCUCACUAAGGAGGCCCACCAAAUUUCCAGGUGGUCCCCGGGUCAAGCUGUUUGUGUGAGCAGGACCUGGAUUUCUUGCAUUUACUGUGUCAUUGCUGGUUUCGCCUGAGUUGCAAACUGGGCUUGUAUGUAGCGCUUCUGUAGCAGGGUGGGCGAACACAUCUCAGCAACCAUCUGGGGAAUCCCACUGGCACAGCAGCACCUAGCACGGCACCCUUGUUAUGACGAAGGUUCCAAGAUGCCUGGUCACUGAAGUCCCCAAAUAGGGCCUUUGUUAAAAUGAUGUGGCUUGAAUGUGGUAGGCCUGUCAGGCGGGCGUUCUUCAUGGCUUAUUCAGAGCCUUAUAAAGGAUUUCAGAUGGUGAAACCAGAUCCUGCGGGGAGUUGUGACUUGCUGUAAGGUCACUCGAAAGAACUUGCAAUAGAAACAAAGUCAUCUGCUACCAGAAGUGCGGUCGGUAAAUUCCAUUGUCUUCUCUGAGAAAGUUGAAACACUGAACAUUCUCUGAUAAUGGUUUUUUUAUGUUCCUGCGCCUAAUCUAAUCAAUUUCAACAGUACCCUCUAGGCUUUCCAUUCUGUUUCUUUUUCUUUUUUGGGAGAGGGAGGGUGGCAGUGAGAACAUUGAAGUUCUGCUCUCCUAGGAAAUUUCAGUUGUACAAUACAGUGUCAUCUGCUGUACUCACCAAGUUAUACGUUACAGCCUCAGACCUUGUGCAUCUUACAGCUGAAAGGUGAUACCCUUUCACCAACCCCUCCUGCUUCCGCACUGCGGCCCUGGCAACCACCUUUCUACUGUUUCUAUGAGUUUAACUUUCUUUUUUUUAGAUUUCGAUUAUAAGUGAUAACGUGAGG